GGAUGGCGAGAAUCGAUCCUAGCAUUCCCGAAAAAGCUUUUGUCGGGGACGUCCCUGGUGCACUCGAAAGCGACGCAGGCGGAUAACGAGGCUUCCCUUCCUAAGCUACCAUUACCACCUCUGAAUGUGACACUGCAAAAAUACGAAAAAACACUAAGACCGCUCCUGAAUCAAAAUGAACAAGCAAGGUUAAGGAAAAUUAUAGAAAAGUUCGGAGGACCUGAGGGGCUUGGUCAAAAGCUACAAAUUUAUCUGGAAAAUAGAAAAGAAAAACUGGAUAACUGGGCAUACGAAUAUUGGUUGAAUGACAUGUACAUGAACUACCGAGAACCUAUCGUAAUCAACUCAAACCCAGGCAUGGUUUUUCCACCAAGAAAGUUUACAACCAUUCUUGACGUUGCACGUUUUACUGCAAGACUGGUUGACGCAGCUCUGGACCACAAGGAAAUCUUAAACCGACGCUCACUACCUUUAGAAAAAGCAACCUCAAGAGAACCAGGUCAACCUCUCUGUAUGGCGCAAUAUUAUAGAAUUUUAGGAUCCUGUAGGGUACCUGGUAAAGUUAAAGACUCACAAUACAUAUCACAAAAUUUAAAGACUGUCGAUAAUACUGAACAUAUCAUAGUUAUCUGCCGUAGCCAGAUAUAUUGCGUGCCGGUGCAGGCUGCAGACCGCGGUCGACUUACCGAAGACGAAAUUUGCGCACAAUUGCUUUACGUUUUGGAUGAUGCUCCGUGUCUAUCAAAUCCGCCACCCAUAGGUUUACUAACUGGCUGGAAAAGGUCCUUAUGGGCAGAAGCACGAUCUGAUUUGCUUAAAGAAGAAAGAAACGCUAGAAAUAUAGAACUAAUUAUGAAAUCCAUUUUUGUAGUGUGUCUAGAUGAAGCACUACCAAACGAAUUUAACUGCAGACUACAACGAGGCGGUAAAGGACAUUCCACUGGUGGUAGAGACGAAACAAACUUAGCCCAUCAAAUGAUUCAUGGCGGAGGAAGUAAUUAUAAUUCAGGUAACCGUUGGUUUGACAAAACCAUUCAAAUUGUAGUAUCAGGGGAUGGGGCUUGUGGUUUAUGCUAUGAACACUCCAGCGCUGAAGGUGUGGCUGUAAUUCAACUCGUAGAAAAAUUAUGGAAACAUGCGGAGUCAUUGCCAGCAAUUUCAGAAGUACCCGCUGCUUGUGGAAGUCAUCUGCCACCACCAGAAAGAUUGGAAUGGAGUCUGGAACAGACUGAUUUUAAAAGAAUUGAAGAAGCGGCUCUAUACCUUGAUAAUUUAAUAAAAGAUCUUGAUUUUCAAGUGUAUAGAUUUAAAAAUUAUGGAAAAGAGUUCAUAAAAUCCUGUAAAGUAAGCCCUGAUGUCUAUAUACAGUUGGCUUUACAACUGGCUUACUAUAAACUCUACGGAAAACUAACUGCUACAUAUGAAAGUGCAUCAACAAGAAGGUUUAAAUUGGGAAGAGUUGAUUGUAUAAGGUCAGCUACAGUUGAAGCUUUAAAUUGGGUGAUGGCAAUGUCACAACCAAAAGAACAAUCUGAUAAAAAAGUAACGUUUCACUUAGUAAGCGAUGAAAAGAAGCUCGAACUAUGGACUGAAGCAGUAAAAGCCCAAACAUCGGAAAUGGUUGAUAACAUCCUAGGUCAAGGCAUAGAUAUACACCUUUUAGGACUUCGUGAAGCCGCUAAAGAAACCUCACCAACAGCAGCCAGUCCACUUCCAGAUAUUUUUACAGAUCCUUCAUAUAGAUUAGCAAAUAAGUUUAUGUUAAGUACAAGUCAAGUUGCAACCAGCACAAACAGCUUCAUGGGUUAUGGACCGGUGGAAGCUGAUGGAUACGGGGCAUCCUACAAUCCAAAACCAGAUAGUAUAGUAUUUUGUCUAUCGGCAUUUUGGUCCUCGGAAGUGACUAGUACUUCUAAGUUUGCUCAGUCAUUGGAAGAAAGUUUAAAUGCAAUGCAAACGCUACUAAAAAGACCGAAUUAGAGUUAAUUAAAUAUAAUAUAUUUAGAGAAUUAUUUAUACAUAUCAUUAUCUAUAUUAAAAGUUGUUUUUAUAAAAAAAUACGGUUUGUUGAUAAGCACUGCUGUGUAGCGCUUAAAAUUAAGAUUUAUAUAAAUGUUGAUUUUUUUAAAAUUUGGCCUAAUUUUAGAUUUAGCCAAAUUUGCUUUAAUUGUGAACACAAUUUAUUAAAAAAUUCUUUACAUAUUUUGUAAAAAAAAUUUACCCAAGAUUAUUAUAGGUAUACCUGAAUAGAAUGUUAAAAUACUAAUUAUACAUAUCAAGUCCUAGUUGGGGCAUAAUAUUAUAUUAGCAUAAUAUAAUAAUAUAUUUGAAAUAUUAUAUAAUACAAGCCCACAUUAAAUGUGAUGCCAGUUUAUCUAAACAUAAAAGAAAAGUUAUGACAGUUAAGAUAAUUAUUAAUACGAAUUCUUAUUGAUGCUUAGGCAGGCAAGGCUCAGGCCUAGAACGGCACAAUUUUAGAAACGUAAUUAUUUUAAAAGUCGA
Messenger RNA from Brassicogethes aeneus, 2502 nucleotides. NCBI's taxonomy places the organism in Eukaryota, Metazoa, Arthropoda, Insecta, Coleoptera, Nitidulidae. The record is from the annotation of a GenBank genome assembly.